Molecule: messenger RNA, 2159 nt
Organism: Cuculus canorus (common cuckoo)
Lineage: Eukaryota; Metazoa; Chordata; Aves; Cuculiformes; Cuculidae
Gene: SLC2A4
Product: solute carrier family 2 member 4
Exons: 11
Coding region: 294-1799 (501 amino acids)
Biological process (GO): cellular response to insulin stimulus; monosaccharide transmembrane transport
Cellular component (GO): membrane
Molecular function (GO): hexose transmembrane transporter activity
Source: RefSeq, a predicted model, not a curated record
AACUGCCCUAUAAUUGCCCCCUUCUGCCCCAUAACUGCCCCUCUGACCCCUAACUGCCCCUUCUGCCCCGUAACUGCCCCCCUUGCCCCCUAACUGCCUCAUUUCUGCUCUAAUCCCCUUCUCCCCUAUAUCUGCCUCUUUCUGCCCCUUAACUGCUCCCCCAUUACUGCCCCCCCCGGGAGUUACCCCCGGGGGGGCUGCAGCACCGGGCCCCGGCCCCCCCCCGGAAUUAACUGAACCCCCCUUAAUUAAUUAACAUCUCUCGGGGUAAUUAAUUACCCACCCACACCACGAUGCCCAGUGGGUUCCAGCAGAUCCGGGAGGAGGAGGAGGAGGAGGAGGAGGCCCCCCCGGGGGGAGGGGUGACCCCCACCCUGGCCCUCAGUGUCUUCGCUGCCACUCUCGCCUCCUUCCAGUUUGGGUACAACAUUGGGGUCAUCAACGCCCCCCAGAAGCUACUGGAGGCCGAGUACAACCAGACCUGGACGCGGCGCUGGGGUUCCCCCCCGUCCCCCAAUGCCCUCUCCAACCUCUGGGCCCUCUCGGUCGCCAUUUUCUCGGUGGGGGGCAUGGCCACUGCGCUGGCCGUGGGCGAGCUGGCCGAGCGCAUGGGCAGGAAAGGGGCCCUCCUGGCCACGAACGGCCUGGCCGUGGUGGGGGGGGCCCUGAUGGGCGGGGCCAAGCUCGGCCCCACCGACGCCCUCAUCAUCCUCGGCCGCUUUGUGAGUGGUGCAUACUCAGGGUUGGCCUCAGCGCUGGUGCCCCUGUACGUGGGGGAGGUGGCACCGCCGCGCCUGCGGGGGGCGCUGGGGGCGCUGCACCAGCUGGGGGUCGUGAUCGGCAUCCUGGUGGCACAGGUGCUGGGCCUGGAGUCACUGCUGGGCUCGGAAGGGGCCUGGCCGGCGCUGCUGGGCCUGGGGCUGCUGCCGGCGGCGCUGCAGCUGCUGCUGCUGCCACUGUGCCCCGAGAGCCCCCGGUUCCUGCUGGCCCGAGGGCAGCGCACCCGCGCCCGGCACGGGCUAUGGCGGCUGUGGGGCGCAGGCUGUGCGGACGCGGGGCUGUCGGCGCUGGAGUCGGAGCAGGCGCUGUCGGGCGAGCGGGUGUCGCUGCUGCAGCUGUGCCGCAGCCCCCGGUACCGGCAGCCGCUGCUCGUCACGCUGGUGCUGCAGCUCAGCCAGCAGCUCUCGGGCAUCAACGCGAUCUUCUACUACUCGACGGCCAUCUUUGAGGAGGCGGGGCUGGCCCAGCCCAUCUACGGCACCAUCGGCACCGGCGUCGUCAACGUCUUGGCCACCGCUGUGUCGGUGGCGCUGGUGGAGCGCGCCGGGCGCCGGACGCUGCACCUGCUGGGGCUGCUGGGGAUGCUGGGCUGCGCACUGGUGCUCACGCUGGCACUCAACCUCAAGGGCGCGGGGCCGCUGAGCGUGGCGUCGGCGCUGCUGUUCGUGGGGUUCUUCGCGCUGGGCCCCGGGCCCAUCCCCUGGUUCGUGGGGGCAGAGCUGUUCCCGCAGGGCCCGCGGCCCCCGGCCAUGGCGCUCGCCGCCCUCACCAACUGGGCGGGAAACUGCGCCGUCGCCAUGGCCUUCCCCGCCAUGCAGCGCUCCCUGGGCCCCUUCGUGUUCCUGGUUUUCGGGGCACUCCUCGCUGCCUUCUCCCUCUUCACGUUCCUGCGGGUCCCCGAGACUCGGGGGCGCCCCUUUAGCGCAGGGGGGACCCCCCUGCACCCGCCCCCCCUCCUGCCCCCCCCCGAAAAAGCCUGCACCGAGCUCCAGAGCCUGGCGGGGGGCCAAGAGGCCUGAAAGGGGACGGGAGGGACACGCCACACACACACGGAUUUUGGGGACCCCCCACAUGGCACUUGGGGGCCCCCCCCUUCCUCUGAGGAGGGCCAAAGGGGCUUUGGGGGGCCCCCACCCCAAAAUAUGGAGAGUGGGGGGCAUUUUAGACCCCCUUUUUUAACUUGGGGUCCCCUCCACCCCAAAAGAUGGAGAGUGGGGGUGUCUGGGGAGGGAGUUUAGCCCUCUCCCCCCACACUUACACUCCUGAUUUGGGCCCCCCUUUAAAACUGGGGACCCCCCACCCCCAAAUGCUCAGAGGGGGGAGUCCCGCGGGGGGGUUGGGGACCCAAAGGGGGAAGGGUUUGGGGUCCCAGAGUGUCU